Molecule: messenger RNA, 1028 nt
Organism: Schistocerca nitens (vagrant locust)
Lineage: Eukaryota; Metazoa; Arthropoda; Insecta; Orthoptera; Acrididae
Gene: mRpS26
Product: probable 28S ribosomal protein S26, mitochondrial
Exons: 3
Coding region: 138-797 (219 amino acids)
Cellular component (GO): mitochondrial small ribosomal subunit
Source: RefSeq, a predicted model, not a curated record
ACUAGUGCAUAGCAUGCGCAUAUAUUUCUGUGCGUCUGCGAUUGCGCACGAGAGAGAGGCGUCGUGUGGACCUACAGAACCUAACUGCUCAUUAUUAUACUGGGGCGAUUAAAGUAUUGUUGGUGCCGUGAAAUACAAUGAAUGCAAUAGUUAAUGUGUGUAGAUCUGCAGCACCUCGGAAUUUAUCAGUUCAGUAUGAGAGUAUACGUAUGGCACGGAGGAAACCAAGACAUUUACCUAUGGCAAAAAGCAAAAUGUUUCGAGUACCAGAAAGAAAACGGCUUCCAGAAGAAGAAGAUUCAGAACUUUUGCGACUGCAUAACAAUUACAAGACUUACAUUAAAAGUAUUCGAGCUUUCCUGAAACAAGAACUAGAAAAAUCAGCAUCGGCUAGUGAGCAAGCUCAGGAGGAGCUAAGAAGAGAGAGAGAGCAGCAUGUUUUAUGUAUGAAGGAAAAUGAUGCCUGGAAUGUAGAAGUAGCAAAACUGCGGGCAGUUCGACUAGCAAAACAGGAGCUGGCUGAGAAAGAAGCAAUUCUUGAUGCUAUCAUAAAACAUGAACAGCAAGAAAAAGAAUACUUGGAGAAAGUAGAAGACUUUGUUUCCAAAGAAAAGGAAAGAUCUAAACACUACAUCACUCCUGAAAAUAUCGAUGAAGCCAUAGAAAAGGCCCUAGACAAUGAAGUUGACUACAAUUUUUCGUUGGAUGUUGAUGGUACUGUGUAUCAUGGCAGAAUGACAAAGCCUGACAUUGCAAGGGAGACUGGGGAAAAGAUGGUAGUUAGCAGUAGAUCUUGAUAAUGAUCCAAAAUGUUGUUGUUGCUUUGUAUAUAGUUUUAAAUAAUGUACUUGGACACAUUAUUUUUCUCUGUCUGAUGGAACAUUAAAGCAAUCACUGUGCAUGCAGAGUAAUAAGAUUGCUCCGCAAGGAAAAAAAUUAUAGUUUGUUCAGUUUUUUGUAGUAUUAGCACCAAAGAAGUUGUACAAAUUAUCCUAUGCUAAUUUUAUGGCAAUAUUUAAGGUGAAAAA